Drosophila kikkawai is the source of this 4624-nucleotide messenger RNA. RefSeq lists its product as uncharacterized. Gene Ontology annotation, cellular component: membrane. The record is from RefSeq and is a predicted model, not a curated record. Gene Ontology annotation, biological process: G protein-coupled receptor signaling pathway. Gene Ontology annotation, molecular function: G protein-coupled receptor activity. NCBI's taxonomy places the organism in Eukaryota, Metazoa, Arthropoda, Insecta, Diptera, Drosophilidae.
GUGGACUUGGCUGGGCUGGGGAGUGUGGCUGCUGCUGUGGAUGGGCUUGUGCGGUGUUCUGGCGCAAGCAGAGGAGCUGGAGGAGCUAACGGCUACUGCCGGCGGAACAGCGGGCUCCCCACGGAGUCGCAUCAAGGCGGAAACGGAAACCCUGAUGACGGGCGACAGCUUCAACAUACGCCACGGGCGCUCUCGCUCGCAUUUCCUUCACGGUAAUGGCACAGGUACUGGCACUGGCAGUGCCAUCAGUACCCGCCUCCUUCUGGUACCGCCCACCCAGCUCCCGAGCGUUACCUCCCCCGCACCUGUUACGCAUAAAAUUCGCAAAUUGCACAAAAAGAAAAUUAACGAGAGCAUACGCAAAAGCGUGGACAAGAGCCUGGGCCUGCUGCAUCCGUCGAAGAACCAUCGCAGCCUGGCCGAGGCCGAACACCUGCAGGGGCGUCCGGCCAGCGAGGAUACCGGCGAGGACCGGGCCCUCAGUGAGGUCAUGCAGCUGGCGGACGAACUGGAGCUGGAGAGCUCCCUAACCACGCCCCCUGAUCCCAGUAUCGGUGUCCAGCAGGCUCGCCAAUUUGUGCGUGCCAGUGCUGAUGAAACCAAUUACCAGGACCAAGAGGAAAACACCCAUGAAAGGCAGGUGAUUCAAGAGGAAGAGGACGACGAUGACGAUGAGGAGGAGGAGGAUGAAGAGCAGGCGGAAGAGCAGUUGUCCACCACAGCCAGGCCCAGAACCCGCCUGCUGCCCGUGAAUGGCACCUGGGAGAGAACAGGCAAGACCUCCCGUGAUUCCUCCUCCGACUAUGAAAACCAUGACCUGGACUUGGAGGAGGACCAAAGCCAGCUGAGUCUCAACCGCCUGCAGCUGCUCAACGACACCGAGUGGCCGGAGGAGGCCACUGUCCCGAAGGAAACCCGCAAUGAGCCUGAGGCGGAGGCCAGAUCCCAGGCAGCCAGCAUGGAGAUCAAGCAGAUAAGCUUCGAUAGCGACUCGGAUUCCGACUCAGACAUCGAUUCCGAUGCCGGGCUGGAUACCUCUGAGGUGACAAUGGACGAUGGCUAUCCUCCAGAUGCCCAGAUCGAUGACAAGACCAAGCAGCUGGUCAUAGGCGAUGUGGAGGGCGGCGAUUCAGAUGGGGACAACAUGGAAUCCAGCCAGAUCACAGCCGAUGUGAUCAAUGCUAGGGAUAGCAAGAUUGAUCUGGUGUCCAAGUUUUUGCAGUACAUCGAACAGCAGCAUUUGAUGGGCUCCAAUUGUGUGGCUGGAACCUCCCUGAAUCUGGGCGAGGGCGUGGUGGACAGAUAUGCCCAAGACCGGUUUCGGGUGGAGGCCGAGGUGGCCGUCAAUCGCGCCAAUAUGCUGACCAGAAUCUUCAAGACCACUGGCCGUUCGGUCCAGGAGGAUGUCAACCUGCUGCACGCCUCCGUCCUGUCCAUGGUGGAGUUCGACGAUGAUAUAUUCGCGGCCGGAAAUUGCUUCGACUGGAAUGAACAUCCCGCCCAGCCGGGUCUCUUUUGUCCUUUUGCCUACCGCCUGCCGCCUCCAAAUUUGGGCGCGGUCUUUGCCAAGGAUUUGGCCAUGGAGUACCACUAUCUGGGCAAUACCUCCGAGUGGUUCUUCCUGGCCCGCAAGAAUGCCGAGAAGGUGAUAGCUCGGAACGAGCAGUAUCUCAAGUCCUUUCAUCUCUACUCGAAUCGCACCGAGGAGCGCAUCGAGGACGACACGCUGGCUGUAAAGUAUGAGGACGGCAGAUGGUCAAAACCCUACUAUGACUGCGGUGGCGGCAACAUUUGGAUGCUGACCUACACGGUGCCGUUCUUUGGUUACGAAAAUGGAACCUAUCACUUCAAGGGCACAUCUGGCAUUGAUAUUGACUUGCGGCGCGUGGACAUCGACCAGUGCCCGCAGCGCCACACGCCGGGCACCAAGCGACCACUGAACAUCUUUGCUGGGACGGAUAAAUGCAAGCAAAGGACCACAAUGUGCGAGGCCAUCAUGGGAUUGGGUUUUCGGCGCGGCUCCUACAAAUGCCUGUGCCGCAAGGGAUUCUACUUUCCCGACGUGGUCUCGCUGCACAAAUUCUUCAACGGGAGCCUGUUGGAGGAGGAAUACGAGAAGCUGAUGCUGGGCAAGAACUCGACGUACAAUAGCAACAGCGAGUACGAGUGCCUGCCGUGCGCCGAAGGAUGUGACUCCUGCGAGGACUCCUCGCCCUGCAUAGCCGCCCUCAACUGGCCAAUGCGCACCAGCAUCCUGGCUUUGGCCUGCAUCGUGAUUGGCCUCCUGCCGCCGGCGGCCUGGUUCACCUUCCGCUACCAGCAGGUUAAGGUUGUGAGGGCCGCUAGUCCUGCCUUGUUGAGAGUCAUUGCAUUGGGCGCCUUUUUCAUUUACUGCACGAACAUUGUGAUGUAUCCCAAUCCCAACCUCUACACCUGCACUGCUCGCAUUUGGCUCCGCGAAAUAGGUUUCUCCUUGACUUAUGGAGCUCUGAUGCUCAAGACCUGGCGGAUCUCGGUAAUUUUCCGUGUCCGGUCUGCCAAGGCUGUGAAAAUCACAGAUGCCGCUCUGCUCAAGAGACUGGGCAUCAUUUGCGGGGCCAUUGGCACCUGUCUGCUGGUCCGUACUCUUGUCUCGCCGCCGGACGUGGUCGUGGGACGCACUGCCGAUGACCUUAAGGCAUUUCUCUGCAAAACGGACUGGUGGGACUAUACAUUCACGUCAAUGGAGGUCUUGUUCCUAGCCUGGGGCGUUCGUCUGUGCAUUAUGGUGCGAAAGGCUCCAUCAGAGUUCAACGAGAGCCGCUUCAUAUCCAUGGCCAUCUACAAUGAGUUCCUGCUCACCUGUUUUCUCAAUGUGUCUAUGCUCUUUCUGCAGUCUCCCGCCAAUCCGGAUUUGCUGUACAUCAUCUUCUUCUGCCACACCCAGUUGACGGUGACUCUACUGCUGGCCCUAAUCUUUGGCAGCAAGGUGUACAUCGUUCUGAGGAGUGGCAAAUCGCACCAGGAGAACAUUGGCCUGGGCACUAAGGCAUCGGGGGCCAAAUUCAAUUUUCGUCCUCAAGUGCGCACCUUUGCGAAUCCCAGUUCGGUGACCACCUCCACCGUACCCGUGGCGGGCACAACGUCAGCAGAAAACAAACUCUCCGACCAGGAGGCCCUGGAGGAGAUCCGCCAGCUCAGCAUGCAGCUGCAGCGCAUCCAGGAAAUGGCUCCGCCCAAGGGUGUGGCCGUGAUGACCAUCUCCAGUUUGCUAGAUGGCCUCAAGACACCUGGUGGCCUCAUGGUGGUGGCAGCAGCUGCUGGAGCUGGCCACUCAGCCUCGGCCGCCGCCAGCAGGCAAAGUGCUCUGCCCCUGCUGGCCCUCAAUGCCGAGAUGCAGAAGUACAGCCAGCAGAAUAACAAUGCCAAUGGCAGGAGCAGUGCCCGAGCCAGUAUACCCACCAUGGUGCUGGAGACCCCGCCCAGCUCAACACCUCCCUCAACGGCCUUUGAGGAGCGGGCCAUGAACACCGAGCUGAGUGGGGAUGACUUCCGGGAGCAGCUCCUCAGGCGAACUGCCGAUGGGCAUAUCAUCUGCAGCAGGUGUUUGGAUGCGUCCAAAGAGCACUACUACUGCUGUCCACCUAGGAGUGUCUGCGACCAUUUGGGUUCACCGCAACAGGAGGCUGGCGGCAGUCUCAGCUUUGCCAAUAUCAAGCUGGAGUGCAUGUGCUCACAGUCAGAGGACCUGGACCAGGAUAGGGAUAGGGAUCGGGGGGACCAAAGGCAGCGCAGGCCUACUGUGAGAACGGCAGCCACUAAUACUCCCCCCACCAGCUGCAAGCGGGCUCCAAGGAAUCUCCUCGAAACGGAGCUCAGCAUUUCGUAUCAAAUUUGUGAUAAUUGUAGAAGUAAGUACAAGCUGACGGGUCGAAGGAGAAGUGGCAGCUACUCCCAGGCCCAGGCCAAUGCCCAGCUCUGUCAGCAGCAGUUGCCGGGUGUCCCUGCCAUACAGUCCCGAUCCAGUGAGAUCCUGGAUCGCACAGCCACCGCCGGCGAUGUGGAGACGGAGUCUAGGACCAAGGCUGCCCACUCCACGGAUGAUAUUGUUCUCUACUCGAGUGCAGAGAAGGAGUUAAAGGAAGGAGAAAGAGUGGAUCAGCUGGAGGAGCCUGUGGCAGCUCCUUCUCUGGGGAACGUGUCCGUGAACUCCAAUAACUCCACAAGUCAGACGGACAGGACCAGUGGCAGUGGCGGCAAUUCGCGACCCAAAAGACCGGAUAAGCUAGUCCUAGAUCUGAAUGAUAGGUCCAAGUACACCAAGGAGGUUUCCGUGUAAAGAAAGGAAGGAUAGUUAAAUUUUUAAAUUGAUUUUGAGGCGGAAUAACUGAGAUACACCACAAAAAUAUCCCAUACAAAUUCAAGAAGCUAUACUUUUUGAUGUGUAAAUACUUAAAAUAAUUUUCCAGAUUUUCCAUAAACUUAAAGCUUGAAUUUAUAAUUUGUUCAUGUACCAUAUAUAUAUAUGCAUUGUUGAAGGGUAUAAUUUUGGAAAUAAAUUUCCCAAGGCAACCCGAAUUUAUACCUUUAAAAUACAAACCAGUUUCUUCAUUAGGUUUCGGCUUUAAAAUUUAAAUCAGAAAUG